GGAAGAGAAACUGAGACGGCCACUGUUCCCAGAGGGCGUCACCGUCUGGUAUUCUAAUUCCCUAUAUCUUGACUACACAUGAUCAAAAUUUUGUUCAGAUAAAUCAGUCUUCUCUACCUGCAGAGAGAAACAUGAAUAAAAUACUGAGAUUAACUUCGCUCUUCAGCGUCUUGACGCUGUCCCUGUGCGCUCUUGCUCCCAACAACAGGUACGCUGGACCACCCCACUCCAGAAAUUCCUUGGGACACAGAGCAGGACCACCUUCUUACGGAAGUCCCGUUUAUGCCCCACAUUCCAGCCCAGUAGCCCCACCUCAACAUUACGGCGGAGCUAGACACUACGGAAAUAGUGCUCAUAGUGCUCCUCGUCACUCCGGACCCGUCAACUACGGACCAGCACCCCGCUACGGAGCCCCCAGUCACGGUGCUCCAGCUCCUCACUACGGAGGCCUUCACCAACGAUCCGCUCCUGCCUACCAACCUCACUUGGAACAGCCGCGUUCUUAUUCCGCCCCUGCACCCUACCGUCAACAGCCAGAGAGUCAACCCCAAGUUAAUGGCCGAGAAAUGAAGUACACCAUCCGGGACCCUCAUAACCGGGGAACCACUCACGUGACCGAAACCCACGUAGUCAGCAAUAGACAGAUGCAUGGAGCUGAGGCAGAAGCAGCCAUGAAGAAACUCAUGGGCUCCAUGGGACCCGCCUCCUAUGGCAGUGAUUCUUCCUUCCAAAACUUCGUCAAAGAUAUGGGAUUGCCUUUCUACUGAAAGUCACGCCCUAUUAUUUCAAGCCACGCCCAACAUUCGGACCUGUAUCCCUUCUAGUACUAGUGACUAAUAGUACUUCUCAAAGUGCUAUUAGUCAGAGGAGGACAGAUUUAUUUAUUUCUCUACACAUAUAUAGCGUUGAAGAAAUAGUUCGGCAUUACGGAAUACCAAGAACAAUUUUAUUUAUUUGUAGUACACAUUUUUUAAUAUAAUUGUAGGUAUAGUCAUUCUUUAGUUUCAAAGAUGAUGUUUGUACUGUCAGUUAUUGUUAUACUCAUACUGUUUGGCAUAUUUAAUAUCAUAGAUAUGUAUCUUAAGGAUGAGCUAAAAGAUGAAAAAACAAAAGCCAAAAAAAAGUAUAGAAAACCUUAAUUUGAAAAUG
Uloborus diversus is the source of this 1149-nucleotide messenger RNA. RefSeq lists its product as uncharacterized. NCBI's taxonomy places the organism in Eukaryota, Metazoa, Arthropoda, Arachnida, Araneae, Uloboridae. The transcript has 3 exons. The record is from RefSeq and is a predicted model, not a curated record. The coding region runs from base 132 to 767 and encodes 211 amino acids.